AUGCAAGCAGGUAUCAAUGACUCUAAUGAGUUGCCAGACCAUAAUUCCGACAAACUUUUUCUUGCCGAUGACAUCGAUGACUCCCAAAACACAUCAUCACAUUUAAAAAAGGAUCAGUUGGAUUUUGUACUUGAUUGUCACAAUGACCAACAAAUUUAUAAAAGUGAUCUUUCUAUACCAAUCUCUAACGAUCCUGCACUAUGGAAAUCAAUAUCAGACACUGAUCGAACGAAUAUAAUUCUGAUGGGACCUUCUUCAAAUCCUAGCAAUUUUCCAAGAGAUCAAAAAGAACACAAAUUCCCUACUUAUAUCUUUUUAGAGGAACAAAGAAACGGAGAAAAAGUUAAAAGAGAUUGGCUCGUUUGGAGUAAGGCUGUGGCAUCACUUUUUUGUUUCCCUUGCUCCCUUUUUGGAUCACCUAACUUAACCAGACCCGGUGUUCAAUCCAGUUUGUUGUCUUGGAAUGGAGCUACGAUUCAUUUGAAAAGUCAAAAGUCCAUUGAGCAUCAGUUAGAAAUACAAAUUGUAGAUGAAACAAAGCGAUGGAAAGUAAUUUUACAAUGCAUUCUUGACGUCACAAUUUUUCUAGCUUCAAGAAACUUAGCUUUUAGGGGAUCCAAUCAAAAGUUGUUCAAAAAUGGGAAUGGAAACUUCCUUGGAGCGCUCGAAUUAAUUGCUCGCCACAACAAAACAUUACAAGAUCAUAUGCAUCUUAUUGCUAAGCACCAAGAAGAAGAAAAACGCAUGCAAGCUCAUUAUUUAUCUUGGAAAUCACAAAAUGAAUUUAUCAAGGAAUGCGGCAAAUUAGUGGUUCGAGAAGUUAUUCGAGAAAUCAAAAAAUCAAUAUAUUUCACCAUCAUCACGGACAGCACUUCCGAUUUGUCCCACAGCGAGCAAAUAACUUUUGUUUUUCGUUUUUUGCAUUUCAAUGAUAAUCAGCUGUGGGAGGUCAAAGAAAGAUUCUUUAAGCUAGAAAAACUUGAAAAGAAGAAGGGAUCUGAUAUAACAAAGUUGAUAUUGAAUGUGUUGGGAGAAAAUGAGCUCGACAUAAAAAAUUGUCGUGGUCAAGGCUACGACAACGGCGCUAAUAUGGCAGGUGUUUACAAUGGAGUUCAAGCUUUGAUAAGACAGAAUAAUCCACAAGCAGUUUUCAUUCCUUGCUCUGCUCACAGUUUGAACUUAUGUGCAAGUACACGCUAUUGA
Hydra vulgaris (swiftwater hydra) is the source of this 1203-nucleotide messenger RNA. The record is from RefSeq and is a predicted model, not a curated record. NCBI's taxonomy places the organism in Eukaryota, Metazoa, Cnidaria, Hydrozoa, Anthoathecata, Hydridae.